AUGCCUACGGCUAAGGAAAUCGAGCAAGCCCACAAGACGCUUUUCGAAGCGGGCAUUGAAAUUCGCCGUGAGGUAGCCGGAAGCGACUACGUUGAUGCCGCCCUGCAGCGCUUCUCUUCGGACUUCUCCAAGCCGUUGCAGGAUUCGUUGACGGAGAUAGGCUGGGGCUGGAUAUGGAGCCGGCCGGGCCUCACGCGUAGACAGAGGAGCUUGCUGAAUCUGGGCAUGUUGUGUGCGUUGAACAGGAGCACUGAGCUGGGAGUUCACGUCCGAGGUGCGCUGAACAAUGGGCUGAGCGAGGUGGAGAUUAGGGAGGCAUUACUCCAGGUUGGAGUAUAUUGUGGCCUUUACAUUCUUGGACACCGUACUUACCUUGCACAGCCAGCCUCCCUGGAAGCAUUCAGGGUUGCCGAAGAUGUCAUCAACAAAUACAAGAAAGACGCUAAACCCAAGGCGAAGCUCUGA
Molecule: messenger RNA, 465 nt
Organism: Didymosphaeria variabile
Lineage: Eukaryota; Fungi; Ascomycota; Dothideomycetes; Pleosporales; Didymosphaeriaceae
Exons: 2
Coding region: 1-465 (154 amino acids)
Molecular function (GO): peroxiredoxin activity
Source: RefSeq, a predicted model, not a curated record